Messenger RNA from Plodia interpunctella (Indianmeal moth), 2785 nucleotides. RefSeq names its product oxamate amidohydrolase proenzyme-like. The record is from RefSeq and is a predicted model, not a curated record. The transcript is spliced from 2 exons. Bases 161 to 1759 code for a protein of 532 amino acids. NCBI's taxonomy places the organism in Eukaryota, Metazoa, Arthropoda, Insecta, Lepidoptera, Pyralidae.
UGUAUCCAAGUACCGGUAGGUACGUCUAUUAAAUAGUUCGACACGCUAUUAAUAAUUCUGUUUUGGAUUAAAUACACACACAUUAUUAUAUAGUUACUUACUUUAUUCAUGGUUAACUCACUUACGUUUUAUAAUAUUGAAAGAAGAUUAUAUUAGAACCAUGUCAUUUCAAACGGAGUUUAGUACAAUUGCCACCCGUGGCAUGGCGGUCACACCUCACCAUCUUGCCUGUAUGACAGCCUCAUCCAUAUUGAAACAAGGUGGAACAGCCAUGGAAGCAACCAUAGCCGCUGCUGCUACACUUGCUGUGGUUAAUCCUGCUAUGAAUAGCAUUGGAGGAGACGGUUUCUGGCUUAUAGUCCCACCACAUGAAGAACCGUUCGUUAUUGAGGCUUGUGGUGCAAGUGGCAGUCUAGCAACUGAAGAAUUUUACAAAGGCUUUAGUAAAGUUCCAAAAAGAGGUCCAAGAUCAGCAAGCACUGUAGCAGGAACCAUUAGUGGCUGGCAAGAAGCUCUUAAUUAUGUAUCUGAAUGUGGAUAUUCAAGACUAUCCGUACAUCAACUACUUAAAGACGCUAUUUAUUAUGCAGAAAAUGGUUAUGCCAUCUCAGCUUUAGAAGAAGCAGAUUUGACAGAAUAUGUGAAGUCGGAAACUGUAUCAGAAGAUUUCAAAAACACAUUUAUGCCAAAUGGUACAGUGCCAGCAGUUGGUGAGAUAUUUAAACAAAAACAACUUGCGAAAACAUUGAAAGAUCUAGCAGAGAAUGGGCUAAAUAGUUUCUAUACAGGGAAUAUUGCUAAACUCAUAGCAGAAGACAUGAAAAGUGUAGGGAUGCCUAUUACUGGAGAAGAUUUAGCGAAACACUCAGCUGUAAGAAAAGUACCACUAAGGCUGGCUCAUGAGCAUGGAGAAUUAUUGAAUUCUCCUCCACCUACGCAAGGUGCAGUUUCCUUAAGCAUACUUGGCAUUUUAGAUGCAUUAAAAGUUCAGGGACAACAUGAAGGGGUUCUAAUUCAUACAUCAGUAGAAGCAACUAAACAAGCCUUUAUACUCCGCGAAAACAUAACUGAUCCCCGUGACAUGAAACUAAAUCCUGAUAAUUUAGUAAAGCCAGCAAAUAUAAUUAAAAUGGCGAAAAAUAUUGACCUGAAUAAAACAUCUAAGUCUGGAAAUUGUGAAGGACCAGGUGAUACAGUUUGGAUGGGAGUGAUGGAUGAUAGAGGAUUCAACGUAUCAUUUAUUCAAAGCGUGUAUCAUCCUUAUGGAAGUGGCAUUGUUUUGCCCCAAACUGGAAUUCUAUGGCAUAAUAGAGGAAUUACUUUUAGUUUAGAUAAAAACCAUGUAAGAUAUAUAAAACCUGGUAAGAAACCGUUGCACACAUUGAAUCCAGCUGCAGCGAAACUAAAAGAUGGUAGAAUAAUGGUCUAUGGAACGAGAGGUGGGGAUGGACAGCCACAAACUCAAGCGGCUAUUUUCCACCGAUAUGUUGUCCAGGAUCUUAAUUUGCAAAUGGCUGUGUCUGCUCCAAGGUGGCUUUAUGGUGAUACUCUUGAUAAAGAUCUAGUAGAUGUGUUGAGGUUAGAAGACAGAUUUUCUAAAGAUACAUUGGAAUAUUUGAAAGAAAGAGGUCAUGUUUUAGAUCUGAUGCCGGCAUUUUCUGCUAAAUUCGGAAUAGCGGGUGCGUUAGUAAGACAUGUUGAUGGUAGACUGGAGGGUGCUUUUGACCCUAGAGGUAACGGAAGUGCUAUAGGAUACUAAAUCGAAUUCAUACAUUUUGGAAUUAUUUACCUUGUAUAUAAAACAACAAUAAAAUUAAGAAAAUAUAUAAAGAUGUCACAUUCCAGUAAUGUUAAACAAGAUAAUAUCUGUGAAAAUGGAUUGCGUUUAAAGAAGCGCACAACAGCUAAUCGUGAAACAAAUGUCGAUGAAAUUUAUUAUACAAUAUAUGAUCAUUAUCAUCUGCCAUUUUGAGUUUCCCACUGCUGGGGCACUGGCCUCCCCUAUAGAUGGAUAAGACGUAUGGACCGUGACCCACACGGCGGCCCAUUGGUGAGUUUUAAUGACCCCAUAUACAGCCAACGGCUUAAUGUGCCUUCCGAAGCACAGAGGAGCUCAACAUAAUAUAUUUUUGGUCACCCAUCCAAUGACUGACCUUUGUGAGAGUAACUUAACCAGGGGUUAACCAACUUAAGCGGGUCAUUAGCUCCUUCUUAACAUGUUAUACUUAGUAGGUAGUAAGUAAUUAAAAUUCUCACUUACGAGAUUUGCCCAACGGGUAAUCUAGUAGCUGGUAUAAUUAUUAUAGAUACGCGCAUCAUACGCAAUACUACAACCAGCUAGUGUAGAUUGUAAGUUCGUAAAGAAAGUUUUAAAUUAGACAAUCUUUUUGAUAUAUACCUCCGGUUACUGAACCGCACUCUCCAAUAACUCACAUUAAAUUGAGUAGAUAAGGGGACAAAGACUCUUUUGGUGUAAAUCAAAUCGAUUUUAAAUCGAAUUCAUUCGAAUAUUCCAACUGUUAAUUAUUACUUUCAGGUGUCUAAUAAUAUGCAUUUAUUCGCUUUAAGUUAUAGUUAUAUGCAGAUUUAGUAUGCUGAAAACAGGGAUCUAAAAAAAAUUAUGACUAUUUUUAUAGAGGUACCUCGUCACGAAUGAUGUAGUCAUUUUUAAUCAAUUUAACAUUUUGUACUCAAAAAAAUAAACAGAUAUUAAGGUUUACACAUGAGUAACUACUCAUUAUUAUAAUAAUUACUUAAGUGCAAUUAAAUAAUGUUGAAUAUUUUA